Dermatophagoides farinae (American house dust mite) is the source of this 1376-nucleotide messenger RNA. RefSeq lists its product as uncharacterized. The record is from RefSeq and is a predicted model, not a curated record. NCBI's taxonomy places the organism in Eukaryota, Metazoa, Arthropoda, Arachnida, Sarcoptiformes, Pyroglyphidae.
UACUUGGCCAAUGUUUUUUUUUCGUUCGUUCGUUCAUUCAUUCGUUGUCAAUUCGUUUCAAAGCCUCUUUGAUUAGUAAAGUAUGAUCGAAUCAGAAUUUAUUUGCUUUUUGCGAAGAAACCAAACAUUGUCUUUACUUAUAAGUUGAUCAAUCCAGGAAAGUAGUCGGAUGGAGAUUUGAUGAUGUUCAUCAUAAUUACUCAGUAAAAAUUGAUCACGUAAAUAAAAAAAAAAUGAUGCACACGACGAAAUGUUUCGAAUGAAUUCGAAAGAAUCGGCCGUAAUAUCGAUUAUAUCGAUUUUUUCAAAUGACGAUGUAACAUUCGAAUAAACUUGUUUCCAUUUGUCCUGUCCAGCAGCUACAAGUGAAUCAAGAAAAUCAAGAGAUAAAAAUCAUGGAUUUUUUCUUAAUAUUUUGUGAUGUUUGCUAUAAAUCGUUUCCAGAGACAAAAAAUCAAUUAAAAUAUUUAUUAACUUCUUGCAAGAAUAUUCUUUGUCAUAAUUGUCAUUUAUCAUCCAAAUCGAUUUGUCCAAAAUGUCAUCAAGAACGAUGUAGACGUAUAAUGAUUACAAAUGAAUUGAAAGAAUCGAUUCGUGUUUAUUUCAAUACUGAUGGUAAACAUUCGAUUGAUAUUGGCCCGAAAAUCUAUCAAUUUCAAAAGAUGCGUUUCAAACGUUUUGAGCAUUUUUUAUUAAAAAAAUAUGAACAUUAUUAUUCUCAAGUAAAUGAAUCAACAAUCCAACUACAGGCAAUUGAAAAGAAUAAAAUUGACCGUAUAACUCAAUUGAAACAGAUGAUUGCACAUCAUGAACAACUUUGCAGAAAGAUAAUUCAUCCUGAACAACCACAACCAGUUGAAGUGAGAGAAAAGCAAUUUAAAGGUCCGAUUGUAUUCAAAACUCCUCAAAAUAUUCCUCAUCGUCGUCGUCGUAUGGAACGACCAUCGGUUGUAAAUUCACAAUUUGACCAUCACGAUAAUAUCUAUUGCAAUUCCACACCAUUACCCGGUCAUGAAUAUUAUAUUGAUGGCAAUAUUUUCUUCGACAAUAAACCACCGUCCAGUAUUUUCAGUGGCACAACUGCUCGUAGUAAUCGAUAUCGCUUUGGAAAACAUUGAAGAUUAAUCCAUGAUCUAUUAAUAUGUUUUUUUGGUUAUUUGAAUGAAAUAAAUCAUGGCCUUUGAAGGUACGGUUUUUUGCCUUUUUUUAACUAUAAUUCAGGUUCCAUAGUGUAAUUGGCUAGCACUUCAGACUCUGAAAAUUCGUAAUUGCGAUUGCGAUUCUGCAUUGAAAACUGCGUUUGACCUUGAAUAAAAUCAAUUGCAAAUGGGUGCGAUCUGGCAAUCUGGGUUCGAAUCCCGGUGGAACCUUUUUUA